AUUUUAUUACAAAUAUGAGAGUUCAUGGAAAGAAUUAUCUUUUACCAUUUCAAAAAGGUAUAGCUAUCUCAAAUACAUCACUCAUUAAUUUGUUCAACGAUUUAAAUGCACGAGGGCUGUCUUUUAUUUUAACAAGGAAAUUAAACCAGGAUGUUGUUGAGAACCUCUUUAGCUUUUUAAAGGGUAUGGCCGGUUCUGCAUGUAACAGUAUAACUGUCCUUGAUUUUAAAUAUUGCCUACGUUGGUAUAUUUUGGGGAAGAAUUCCAACUUUGUUUUUACUGAAAACCACAAUUCGGAAAAUGAUUUAGAAGAAAGUCUUUUAAAUAAUUCUGAGUGUUUAACUAKUGAAGUUAUUCAAGAUUCUGAAUUGUUACCUGACUUGUUUUCUUUAGACACUCAUGAUAAUGAGUUGGCUGAAAUUGAGUUGACAUUUGGCACAGCAAUGGCAAAUAUUCCAUAGRACAAUUUGGCACAUUUA
Messenger RNA from Diuraphis noxia (Russian wheat aphid), 479 nucleotides. RefSeq lists its product as uncharacterized. The record is from RefSeq and is a predicted model, not a curated record. Lineage: Eukaryota; Metazoa; Arthropoda; Insecta; Hemiptera; Aphididae.